AUGUUGUCGAGUGUACUUCCGCUGGUACUGCUGUGUGCAGGCGUGCAUAGUCAGCACGCUGCAACGUUCAAUAUCAACUCAGAUGGCACCUCCAGUGUCGGUGGCAAUGUCGCACACGAACAUUGGAACAACUUCGGUAGCCAGCUGACCGGCGCGGAGAAGCUGAAUUUACUCCACAACACCAAGCACAAUCUGGACGCCAACGCCUUCGCCACCAGGCAUAUGCCAAACAUCCCGCAAGUGCCUAACUUCAACACCUACGGCGGUAAUCUGGACUACAUGAACAAGCGAGCUUCACUGCUCCAACCUUGGGUCCAGAACGCUGUCCGCAAAGCUCCUCCGCUUAGCACUGCACAACUCCCUUUGUCCACAGUGAACCCAACAAAAAACUACUUAAACGCACUGCCGAUCGCGUAA
This is a messenger RNA of Chilo suppressalis (striped riceborer), 417 nucleotides long. Lineage: Eukaryota; Metazoa; Arthropoda; Insecta; Lepidoptera; Crambidae. The record is from the annotation of a GenBank genome assembly.